This is a messenger RNA of Ixodes scapularis (black-legged tick), 2332 nucleotides long. RefSeq names its product thioredoxin-related transmembrane protein 2 homolog. Bases 229 to 1029 code for a protein of 266 amino acids. The record is from RefSeq and is a predicted model, not a curated record. Gene Ontology annotation, cellular component: cytoplasm. The transcript has a single exon. Gene Ontology annotation, molecular function: oxidoreductase activity, acting on a sulfur group of donors, disulfide as acceptor. Lineage: Eukaryota; Metazoa; Arthropoda; Arachnida; Ixodida; Ixodidae.
GGUGUACAUCUAGCCGCAAAUAAAAAGGCGACACGAGCGCCAAUUUGUUCCAGCGGCAGUAAUCUGAAACAAAUCGAGGCCGUCGGCUAAGGGCAACGCGAUCAACGCACCGGCCGCAGCAAUCAAUCGUAACAACAUACCCGAGUCUCCGACGAAUUGUUCGUGGGCAGCGGUUCCGUCGACCUCGGCCACCGCGAUCGGUGGAUCGUUCAACGCAGAAGCUCGGCCAUGGCGCUGGUGACGCGGACCGAGGUGCGGCAGCUCUUGCACCCGCACUACCUGGUGAACCUGGUGCUCGCGAGCUGCUACCUGCUGCUGCGACUGGUGCCGCCCUUCUGCACCGUCCUCUUCCCGACGGGCGACUGCCAGCUGGACUUCCGCGAGACCGAGGUGCUCACCUUCCUUGCCGUGAUCGUGCUGUUCCGAACCCGCAAGCUGGGCGUGGCGCGGCUCGUGCCGUACCUGUCCACCGCGUGCAUGUACACUAAGGUGGCUAAUCUGCUGCUCUUCUUCUACUGGGACCCCCGGCUGGGCGUCCUGUACGCGGCCGUCUGCCUCCUGCAGCUUCUCGUGCUGCCGGAGCCGUCGUACGACGGGCCCGACCACGUGGUUUACUUCCACGCGUCCACGCUGCGCGAGGAGUUGGAGCGCGACCGCCGCGUCUGCUGGCUGGUGGCCUUCUACGCUGUUUGGAGCCCCGCCUGCGUCAACCUGGCGCCUGUGUUCGCCCAGCUGGCGGCUAAGUACACGCUGGACAACCUGCGCUUCGGCAAGCUGGACGUAACCCGCUACCCGGACCUGGCGCAUGAGUACCACAUCAGCACGGCAGCCAUGAGCCGACAGCUGCCCACCAUCAUCCUGUUCCGCCAGGGCAAGCCCGCCGCCAGGAGGCCAGAUCUGGAAGGCAGCAAGUUGGCGCGCUUCGCCUUCACCGAGGAAAACAUCGUGGCCGCCUUCGAUCUCAACAACCUGUACCAGGAGUGCAAGCAGAACCCGAUCCGCAAGAAGGCGCCCGCCAAGGAGGACUGAGCGGGUACGGUCCGAGUUCAAGGUCAUUCCUCUCCCAGGACGGCUUGGGGCGCUUGGCGGAUCGCGGCUCUAGCAAGUGGCAGAGCCAAGGCCUGCCAGAGAACCAACACCUUCAGCAUAGAUAGACUAGUCUUACAUCCAGCCACUGGUGCCAAAACCAUCUGUGCACGCAGGCUGAGAAUGGUGGUAGCAUUGAAUGCUGCAUGCAGAGUGCUGUUAUGCCGCUGCACACUGGCCGAGCAUGUGUUGCUGAAACGUGGUGACCUAGCAAGAGUGGCUCAGACGUUCCUAGUUCGUGGCCGGCAGCAUAGUUCAUACGAUGCACGUGGUAGUUCUUAAAAAAAUUUGUUAGAAAAGGAUCCAGUACACCACAUGAAGGGGAUAAUUAGUGAUGCUCCACAAGGAGCCAGACUGUUUUUAUUACGGUUUUUGACAUGACAGGGACAAAACAGUCGUGAAUUGAGCGAAUGAUGGGUGGUGCCAAGGGCAGCUGCGGCAGAUGAACGCUACAUUCCUGUGCCACUUUUUCUGCCUACCCCGGGUAGCACCAAGAACUUCAAGGGGCCAUUCUUGUAGAAUUAAAAAAACAUAAAGGGAUGCAAGUAGUGUGCAUCACUUAAAACUCACCGGCUGCUGACCACUAGUGAGCAGGGUGGAACCGAGCACACUGGAAGGGAAGACACAAGUUUGACGAGAUCUCCAUUCAGGAUGGAAAUUUUCAAAUGCAAGCAUUGUGCUCUUACUGGUUUGCACUAAUGGUGGAUUACUGCUUAAGUGCCAUCAGGGUUGAGUCAGGGCAUUUCUUCACACGGGCAUUACAGUCACUUGCAGUGUUACGGAUGCCUUUCUUAAAGUUUGAGCUUAACUUUUGUUGCCUGUACUGGAAAAUAGUGCAGGCAAUUUUUUUUUUUUAACACAACAUUACAGCAGAGGUUUUUCCUACUUCUCUUUUGCCUUAAGUUACAUGUUUGCUCUCAUUAGAAACUCUUUUGGUUAGUGUGUAACAGCGGUAAUCCAAACAGGUCAAAUGAAGGUUGUGCUGGAAAGUUUCUCGCAACUGGCGGUUUGUUCCACGACAGCUCGCCAAACUUUCCAUUGCCUCUUCAAUUUGAACUGAAAUGGGUGCUCCCUCAGAUUUUAAGGAAGAACACUUUUUUAUGUUGAAAAUAAGGUGCGUAGAUUUUUUUUUAAAAACUGACACAUGCCAAGAAAACUUAACUGCACUGCAGAUGUAUGAAAUGAGGAGCAUUGUCCUAAAUGAUGGGAGCAUAAAUAAAUAAAAUUCAAUGUUUUACUUUUUGCA